Molecule: messenger RNA, 2292 nt
Organism: Malaya genurostris
Lineage: Eukaryota; Metazoa; Arthropoda; Insecta; Diptera; Culicidae
Gene: Cep89
Product: protein Cep89 homolog
Exons: 4
Coding region: 455-2140 (561 amino acids)
Biological process (GO): chemical synaptic transmission; cilium assembly; mitochondrion organization
Cellular component (GO): ciliary transition fiber; centriole
Source: RefSeq, a predicted model, not a curated record
GUUGGUUUGUUUGUUGUUGCGCCGUUUGGUUGUCAUAAGCAAGUAGAUUUCAAUCGCUAAAUUUCUUCACUUUUCUGACUGGAAUUAGUGCCUUUGUUGCGAGGAAUCCGUUAAGAGUGAUUUUGGAAAUGAAAAGGAGCAAAAAAAAAUUGAAAUUAACGCAACUGUAAAACAUUUUACCCACUAGAAGUGAUUGAAAUCAUAUGUAAAUUAAGUGACGUUAGUGUUGGUAUACAGUUUGUGCGUAAAACCAGGUGGUCCGUUGUAUUGUGGUCAACGGCGAACAAACUAAUAAUUUACUCUGAUCAUUUGUAGUCAACCUUUUACGGCUCUUUAUUGAAAUAUUGUAUGUACAUUACAUAGAAACCGACAACCGCACGUGAGUAUUAACAGAACAUCUCCCAACAAACAAUACAUCAACAUUCCACUAAAUCCAAGCAAUGACCACUCGGCAAUGUCCUCCCAGCUGCCGAUUCGCAAAAACUUCGAACCACUCGUCAAAAUCGUGUCCGAUCUGGCCCCGCCUUCGGCACAAUCUUCUUCGGUCAUUCCGAACGACCGACGGGAAAAUGUAGAUCAGCGCCAAACCGAUCAUCACCGGAACCGAUCGAAGGGAUCCAAAAGUCGUAUACCCGGCCCGACCAGAACCUACGUGGGAAGGGCAGUAGUAAGCAGAAGCAAAAGUGCCGAAGAUCUGUUGGCCGAUAAUGAGCAUGAUCCCGUCGGCCGAAAUACAGGUAACGACCGAAACCUAGAAAAUGUGAUUCAAGCGAAAGAUCGUCAGAUAACCAAACUGAUCGACAAAAUCACUACACUAUUUGAAUGUAACAAUCAGUUUGCAAUCGAAAAUGAAAAGCUGCAAAAGGAAUACCAGCAAGUUCAACUUAAUCUGAAAGCGUUAGAGGACAGUAAAGCGAAAAGCUGUGAAAACUGUGAAACUCGCGAAAGUGAACGGGAAGUACUAUUGAAGGAAAACGGAGACUUGAAAAAUGACAUCAAAAUGAUGAAAAUUUUGGUUUAUCGCUUGAAUGUCCAGGUCGAACGGUAUCAGGAUGUGCUGCGAGAUAGUAAAGGAUCGAAGAAUAAUAUUCCAAAGAUUGACUUCGUUGAUAGUUCGUACGGAGGAACCAAAGACAAUCUCAACUGGGGACCUGUUAAUACGCACACUCUUGGACCAUUGUUGAAUGCUUAUGAAGAAACUAUUGGAGAAAAAAACGAUCUUGUUCAGCAGUACGAACGGGAGUUGAUUGAUUUUACUGGGAAGUUGAAGAUAGUGCUUGAAGAGAACGAAUUACUUCAUAAGGAUAUGGAUGAAGCUAGAAUCAGUCAGAGUAAUUGGAUUUCAGAGCGAGCACGACUUCAAGCACAAGUUGAUUUAUUUAAAAAUAAGGCCGAAAUCCAGGGUAAACGAGCUGAUCUAGCUAAGGAAAAAUUAGUGGAAGUUUUAAAAUGUUAUGAGCAAAAAAUUCAAGCUCAAUCCCUUGAUAUUGAACGACUUCAGGAUGCAUACUCCCGUUCUAAGGGUGAAUUGACUUCUGUUAGGAAUCUUAAUCAGCAGCCAGAGGUCGUAGUUGAAAGUUUAAAAGAAUGCCAAAGGUUAUUUGCAGAACUUAAGGUACAGCAUGAUUCUGAAAAAUCUCAAUCUUCCUCCGAAAUGGAAUCUCUGAAGGCAGAACUCCAAACAAAAAUCGAAGAGAUAUCAAAGCUCAAAUCACAGCUGAACGAUCAACAACAGGCUCUCGAUCGCGCUAAGGAAAUCAAUAAGUUUGUACCAGUUGUGUUUGGUUCCUCACGUUUUCAAAUUUAUCCCGCCAAUAUCCAUUACAGAGUCCUUAUGGAGAAAAAUUCUAGCCUCAAACAAUCGCUUCACCACCUCCGACAAUCGAAGGAGCUCUUGAAGACCCGAUUGAAAAACAUGAUCACUUGGGGCAAGAGUGUAGAACAGCAACGUGGACAGUCACAGGAUUGCAGGCGAAGUGUACUAGCUUUACAGGAUAAAAUUCGAGAGCGGGACGGACAGCUGCAGCAUCUGCAAAUGCGCCACAUUGCAGAAGUGAAUCAGAUGCAACGAAAACUGAAACAACGCGAAGACAGCUUACGAAGGGUUCUAGAGGAGAAAACUCAUUUCAGGAAGGUCUAAACCGAGAGAAACAACCUCACCACUUGUUUAAAAAUGGUACAAAUCAAAACACCACGAUAUUGCAUAGAAACAAAUCAAUUUGUCGAAAGCACCAAUGUUAGAAUAUUUGCCCUUGCCACGCGGAAUUAUAGUUCAAUUUUACGCUUUUGUAA